Messenger RNA from Pomacea canaliculata, 1393 nucleotides. RefSeq names its product ribonucleoside-diphosphate reductase subunit M2 B-like. NCBI's taxonomy places the organism in Eukaryota, Metazoa, Mollusca, Gastropoda, Architaenioglossa, Ampullariidae. Gene Ontology annotation, cellular component: cytosol. Gene Ontology annotation, biological process: deoxyribonucleotide biosynthetic process. The record is from RefSeq and is a predicted model, not a curated record. The transcript is spliced from 8 exons. Bases 100 to 1275 code for a protein of 391 amino acids. Gene Ontology annotation, molecular function: ribonucleoside-diphosphate reductase activity, thioredoxin disulfide as acceptor.
AAAGGGUGCGCUUUGCGCGCGGCUUUCGAAGUUACUUUUGCGCAGCAGAAGGUUUGAGUGUGGUAGUGAUAAUAAGUCUGUAAAUUUAGUUCUUCAGCAAUGCCUCCACCUCAGCUAUCAGCUUCUACAGAGACAUUUUUCUCUCUUGAAGACGUGCAUAUCAACGACGAAAAUCAGCCACCUUUGAAGACACUAACUAGCAACAAGAAAAAGCCGCUAGGAAAUAGUCAAAAACAGAAUAUACACACACAGUCCAACCACUUGACAUCUGGUGUAAAACAGGACAGAAAAAAGCAAGUUUCUGCAGAUGAACCUCUGCUUCGUGACAACCCCAGGCGAUUUGUGGUGUUUCCUAUUGAAUAUCAUGACAUAUGGAAAAUGUACAAAAAGGCAGAAGCAUCAUUUUGGACUGCAGAAGAAGUAGACUUAUCCAAGGAUCUUUUACAUUGGGAGAGGCUGAAACCUGAUGAACGUCACUUCAUUUCCCAUGUUCUUGCAUUCUUUGCUGCCAGUGAUGGCAUUGUGAACGAAAAUUUGGUUGAAAGGUUCAGCAAGGAGGUGCAAGUGACAGAGGCACGCUGCUUCUAUGGCUUCCAGAUUGCAAUGGAGAAUAUCCAUAGUGAAAUGUACAGUCUUCUUAUUGACACUUACAUCAAAGACCCAAAUGAAAGGGAUUACCUCUUCAAUGCCAUUGAGACUAUGCCCUGUGUUAAGAAGAAGGCUGACUGGGCAAUCAGAUGGAUAAAUGACCACAAUGCAGAUUAUGGAGAGCGUGUUGUAGCAUUUGCAGCAGUUGAAGGAAUUUUCUUCUCGGGCUCAUUCGCAGCAAUCUUCUGGCUAAAGAAACGUGGAAUCAUGCCAGGUCUUACAUUCAGCAAUGAGCUUAUCAGCCGUGAUGAGGGGUUACAUUGUGACUUUGCGUGCCUCAUGUUUCGCCACCUGCAUAACAAACCAUCCCAAGAACGUAUCUACACAAUCAUCAAAGAUGCUGUACAAAUUGAACAGGAAUUUCUGACUGUGGCUUUACCCUGCAAUCUCAUUGGCAUGAAUUGUGAACUUAUGAAACGCUACAUUGAGUUUGUAGCAGAUCGUCUUCUUGUUGAACUGGACUGUGCCAAGCUUUAUGGCUCUCAGAAUCCCUUUGAUUUUAUGGAGCACAUCUCCUUGGAGGGCAAAACCAACUUCUUCGAAAAAAGAGUGGGUGAAUACCAGCGUAUGGGCGUCAUGAGUGACAAAACAGACAAUCACACUUUUACCCUUGAUGCAGAUUUUUAGAUACUGGUGUAAAAUCAAUUCUUUUAAGAAACCUGUUUCUAUCAACAAACUUGGACUGUAAUUUAUUGCAAUAGUUGCUUUUAAUUUGUUUAUACCAAAAUAAAGAAUGUUAAUCUGA